GAUUUCCUAGUGCCCUAGUUGCAUUUCUUCUGUGUAUUGAGAGACCACCAGGUCAAGGCGAAGUUUAUCUGAAUGGUUUUUCCUCCUAUUACAAAUAUUUUAUUUGAACCAUCCAUGGUUCAAAUAAAAAAGAGGCUUGGUUCUUCUCAAGCCUCUUUGAGGAAACAGGGAAAAAGGCUUCCCAGUUGUUUAGAAGAUAUAAGAUUGUCAAAACUUCAUUUUAGAGAACUAGGGAUUUGGUUGAACUAACAUGAAUGCCUUUGAAAGAAGAUAUGGGUUGGGUGCCUGUUUUCAGUAUAUGCUGCAGCAGCUCUUUAUUAAAGUAUAAAUCAUUACAAGUCUUCAUUUCCUGUGGGGCGAUAACACCGCUACUUUGUGGAUGACUACCUGUCAUGCCCAAAUCCUGCAAACUUUUCUACAUAGGGAAAUGGAAUUGGGCUUAUGCCCCCUGUAGCUUUUCUCAAGAGACUUCAUGGACUAAUUUCCCAAUAAUCAUAGUUGCUACCACUUAUUGAGGUCUUGCUACUGCCUGUAUCAUGCUGAGUACUUCAAGUGUAUUAACCCUCAAAACAACUUUAGAACAUGUGGAAAUGGAGGCCCAGAAAGAUGAAAUCAUCUGCCCCAGCUGUAAUAGGACUGCCCAUCCACUGAGACAUAUUAAUAAUGACAUGAUGGUCACUGACAACAAUGGUGCAGUCAAGUUUCCACAACUGUGUAAAUUUUGUGAUGUGAGAUUUUCCACCUGUGACAACCAGAAAUCCUGCAUGAGCAACUGCAGCAUCACCUCCAUCUGUGAGAAGCCACAGGAAGUCUGUGUGGCUGUAUGGAGAAAGAAUGACGAGAACAUAACACUAGAGACAGUUUGCCAUGACCCCAAGCUCCCCUACCACGACUUUGUUCUGGAAGAUGCUGCUUCUCCAAAGUGCAUUAUGAAGGAAAAAAAAAAGCCUGGUGAGACUUUCUUCAUGUGUUCCUGUAGCUCUGAUGAGUGCAAUGACAACAUCAUCUUCUCAGAAGAAUAUAACACCAGCAAUCCUGACUUGUUGCUAGUCAUAUUUCAAGUGACAGGCAUCAGCCUCCUGCCACCACUGGGAGUUGCCAUAUCUGUCAUCAUCAUCUUCUACUGCUACCGUGUUAACCGGCAGCAGAAGCUGAGUUCAUCCUGGGAAACCGGCAAGACACGGAAGCUCAUGGAGUUCAGCGAUCACUGUGCCAUCAUCCUGGAAGACGACCGCUCUGACAUCAGCUCCACGUGCGCCAACAACAUCAACCACAACACAGAGCUGCUGCCCAUUGAGCUGGACACCCUGGUAGGGAAAGGUCGCUUUGCUGAGGUCUAUAAGGCCAAGCUGAAGCAGAACACUUCAGAGCAGUUUGAGACAGUGGCAGUCAAAAUCUUUCCUUAUGAGGAGUAUGCAUCUUGGAAGACGGAGAAGGACAUCUUCUCAGACAUCAACCUGAAGCAUGAGAACAUACUCCAGUUCCUGACGGCUGAGGAGCGGAAGACGGAGUUGGGGAAACAGUACUGGCUGAUCACUGCCUUCCACGCCAAGGGCAACCUACAGGAGUACCUGACGCGGCAUGUCAUCAGCUGGGAGGACCUGCGCAAGCUGGGCAGCUCCCUCGCCCGGGGCAUUGCUCACCUCCAUAGUGAUCACACUCCAUGCGGGAGGCCUAAGAUGCCCAUCGUGCAUAGGGACCUCAAGAGCUCCAAUAUCCUCGUGAAGAACGACCUAACCUGCUGUCUUUGUGACUUUGGGCUUUCCCUGCGUCUGGACCCUACUCUGUCUGUGGAUGACCUGGCUAACAGCGGGCAGGUGGGAACUGCAAGAUACAUGGCUCCAGAAGUCCUAGAAUCCAGGAUGAAUUUGGAGAAUGUUGAGUCCUUCAAGCAGACCGAUGUCUACUCCAUGGCUCUAGUGCUCUGGGAAAUGACAUCUCGCUGUAAUGCAGUGGGAGAAGUAAAAGAUUAUGAGCCUCCAUUUGGUUCCAAGGUGCGGGAGCACCCCUGUGUCGAAAGCAUGAAGGACAACGUGUUGAGAGAUCGAGGGCGACCAGAAAUUCCCAGCUUCUGGCUCAACCACCAGGGCAUCCAGAUGGUGUGUGAGACAUUGACUGAGUGCUGGGACCACGACCCAGAGGCCCGUCUCACAGCCCAGUGUGUGGCAGAACGCUUCAGUGAGCUGGAGCACCUGGACAGGCUCUCGGGGAGGAGCUGCUCGGAGGAGAAGAUUCCUGAAGACGGCUCCCUAAACACUACCAAAUAGCUCUUCUGGGGCAGGCUGGGCCAUGUCCAAAGAGGCUGCCCCUCUCACCAAAGAACAGAGGCAGCAGGAAGCUGCCCCUGAACUGAUGCUUCCUGGAAAACCAAGGGGGUCACUCCCCUCCCUGUAAGCUGUGGGGAUAAGCAGAAACAACAGCAGCAGGGAGUGGGUGACAUAGAGCAUUCUAUGCCUUUGACGUUGUCAUAGGAUAAGCUGUGUUAGCACUUCCUCAGGAAAUGAGAUUGAUUUUUACAAUAGCCAAUAACAUUUGCACUUUAUUAAUGCCUGUAUAUAAAUAUGAAUAGCUAUGUUUUAUAUAUAUAUAUCUAUAUAUGUCUAUAUCUCUAUAUAUAUAGCCAUACCUUGAAAAGAGACAAGGAAAAAGAUCAAAUAUUCCCAGAAAAUUGGUUUUAUUGGAGAACUCUAGAACCAAGCAGAGAAGGAAGGGACCCAUGACAGCAUUAGCAUUUGACAAUCACACAUGCAGUGGUUCUCUGACUGUAAAACAGGGAACUUUGCAUGAGGAAAGAGGCUCCAUGUCUCACAGCCAGCUAUGACCACAUUGCACUUGCUUUUGCAAAAUAAUCAUUCCCUGCCUAGCACUUCUCUUCUGGCCAUGGAACUAAGUACAGUGGCACUGUUUGGGGACCAGUGUUCCUGGGGUUCCUGUGUGCCCUUAUUUCUCCUGGACUUUUCAUUUAAGCUCCAAGCCCCACAUCUGGGGGGCUAGUUUAGAAACUCUCCCUCAACCUAGUUUAGAAACUCUACCCUAUCUUUAAUACCUUGACUGUUCUGAACCCCACUUUUUACCUUCAUGGGUUGCAGAAAAAUCAGAAGAGAUGUCCCCAUCUAUGCUAUUGCCCCACCAUCUACUAAUGAAAAAUUGUUCUUUUUUUCAUCUUUCCCCUGCACUUACGUUACUAUUCUCUGCUCCCAGCCUUCAUCUUUUUCUAAAAAGGAGCAAAUUCUCACUCUAGGCUUUAUCGUGUUUACUUUUUCAUUACACUUGACUUGAUUCUCUAGUUUUCUAUACAAACACCUAUGGGUUCCAUCUUUCUGGGCUCCUGAUUGCUCAAGCACAGUUUAGCCUAAUGAAAAGGAUUUCAACUACACAAUACUAUCAUUGUCAGGACUAUGACCUCAGGCACUCUAAACAUAUGUUUUGUUUGGUCAGCACAACGUUUCAAAAAGUGAAGCCACUUUAUAAAUAUUUGGAGAUUUUGCAGGAAAAUCUGGAUCCCCAGGUAAGGAUAGCAGAUGGUUUUCAGUUAUCUCCAGUCCACGUUCACAAAAUGUGAAGGUGUGGAGACACAAAGCUGCCUCACUUCUCACUAUAGACAUUAGCUCUUUCCACUGCCUACCUGGACCCCAGUCUAGGAAUUAAAUCUGCACCUAACCAAGGUCCCUUGUAAGAAAUGUCUAUUCAAGCAGUCAUUCUCUGGGUAUAUAAUAUGAUUUUGACUACCUUAUCUGGUGUUAAGAUUUGAAGUUGGCCUUUUAUUGGACUAAAGGGGAACUCCUUUAAGGGUCUUAGUUAGCCCAAGUUUCUUUUGCUUAUAUGUUAAUAGUUUUACCCUCUGCAUUGGAGAGAGGAGCGCUUUACUCCAAGAAGCUUUCCUCAUGGUUACCGUUCUCUCCAUCAUGCCAGCCUUCCCAACCUUUGCAGAAAUUACUAGAGAGGACUUGAAUGUGGGAGAUAAAAGUCCCAUUUGCAGUUAGGAAAUUUGUGUCCACAAGGACAAGAACAAAGUAUGAGCUUUAAAACUCCAUAGGAAACUUGUUAAUCAACAAAGAAGUGUUAAUGCUGCAAGUAGUCUAUUUUUAAAACUGUUUUUGAAGCUACUUAUUUUCAGCCAAAUAGAAAUAUUAGAAAGGGACUGGCAGUGAGAAUAUCAGCUCUGUUUGGUUGUUGGAAGGUCUCAUUUUAUUGAGAUUUUUAGGAUACAUGCAAAAGUUUGGAAUUAGGCAGAACCUCUGGGCACCCUGCUCAGUGUGAGUGGGCUGAGAGUUAAAGACAGUGUGGCUGCAGUAGAAUAGAGGUGCCUAGAAAUUCCACUUGCACUGUAGGGCAUGCUGAUACCAUCCCAAUAGCUGUUGCUCAUUGACCUCUAGUGGUGAGUUUCUAGAAUACUGGUCCAUUCAUGAGAUAUUCAAGAUUCGAGUAUUCUCACUUCUGGGUUAUCAGCAUAAACUGGAAUGUAGUGUCAGACAAUACUAUGGCUUGUUUUGUUUAUGUUUUCUUUUUCUUAUUCAAGAAAAAAGACCAAGGAAUAACAUUCUGUAGUUCCUAAAAAUACUGACUUUUUUCACUACUAUACAUAAAGGGAAAGUUUUAUUCUUUUAUGGAACACUUCAGCUGUACUCAUGUAUUAAAAUAGGAAUGUGAAUGCUAUAAACUCUUUUUAUAUCAAAAGUCUCAAGCACUUAUUUUAAUUCUAUGCAUUGUCUUUUAUAUAAAUAAAAUGUUUAUUAGAUUGAAUAAAGCAAAAUACUCAGGUGAGCAUCCUGCCUCCUGUUCCCAUUCCUAGUAGCUAAAUCCAUUUGCCUCAUUUGUUUAUUUUGAAAUUUAUGCAG
Symphalangus syndactylus (siamang) is the source of this 4838-nucleotide messenger RNA. RefSeq names its product transforming growth factor beta receptor 2 (gene TGFBR2). Gene Ontology annotation, biological process: protein phosphorylation; cellular response to growth factor stimulus; cell surface receptor protein serine/threonine kinase signaling pathway. The record is from RefSeq and is a predicted model, not a curated record. Gene Ontology annotation, molecular function: ATP binding; metal ion binding; transforming growth factor beta receptor activity, type II. Gene Ontology annotation, cellular component: plasma membrane; signaling receptor complex. Lineage: Eukaryota; Metazoa; Chordata; Mammalia; Primates; Hylobatidae.